Messenger RNA from Ixodes scapularis (black-legged tick), 622 nucleotides. RefSeq lists its product as uncharacterized. The coding region runs from base 41 to 619 and encodes 192 amino acids. The transcript has 3 exons. The record is from RefSeq and is a predicted model, not a curated record. Lineage: Eukaryota; Metazoa; Arthropoda; Arachnida; Ixodida; Ixodidae.
CUUUUGUGUUGUUCGUUUAGGCCUUGCGUUUGAUAUCGCCAUGAAGGGAGUGCUGGUUGGAGAUGACCACCUGUGCCUGAUGGACCGAAGUCGCCUUCGGUUCGCGGAAAAUGUGGACACCUGCACAUUCGGUGUCGAAGGCGCCACCGCUGAAUCCCUGCUGGCGAAGGCUCUCCUGGAGUUCCUGAGGACUGUCACUCCGGUGCUGUUUGUGUUCAAAGUACUGCCUCGCGGCGGGGCGACUGCUGAGGCCGAGGCGGCACGCCAGAAUCUGAAUCGCAUGCUGAUGAGGGCCAUCCGCGGGAUGGUGGACGUCGUCAUCAUCAACGCGGACACCAGGUUCAUCGACAAAGAGAAGCGUCCCAAAGAAGCCCACUUCGGUGAGGACGGCUACAUCAGCCGCUACGUGGGCGUCCGGGUACUCGCCAACCUGCUGAAGCUGGUCGUGAUCAAGCGGCUGGGCGCCCACUGGGCCGGCCCCAGACCCCGCAUCGAGAUGUGCCAGCUGGUUUUCUGCCGCCACUGCGAGGCUGAGGGCCACCGGACGGGCCAGUGCCGGGCCUUCAGGAGGUGUCCAGAGGAUUCCCCAAAGCCUGCACCCUACGUGGACGACGUGUAGCAU